AUGGAAAUGGAAGAUGUUAUUCCAGAGGUUUCGUUGAGUGCUGUAGGAGACAAGGCCAUGCCCAUCGUGGGCAUGGGAACUACAGCAUAUCCCCCUGUCGACGAUGAAACCAUAAAAUCAGCAGUGGUUGAUGCAAUCAGGGUUGGUUAUCGACACUUUGAUACUGCUUUUGCAUACCGGUCGGAGAAACCUCUUGGCGAAGCCAUCGCAGAAGCCCUACGCCUUGGGCUAAUCAAAUCCCGAAGUGAGCUCUUCAUCUCAACCAAGCUUUGGUGCAGCUUCGCCGAGCGCAACCUCGUUGUUCCUGCCCUCAAAUUGAGUCUUGGGAAUCUCAAAUUAGAGUACGUUGAUCUUUUCCUCAUACAUUGGCCCUUAAGAUUGAGUCAAGAGGUACGUCAAUUGCCAAUAAUUCAGAAAGAGCAUAUCCUUCCACUUGAUCUCAAAUCUGUGUGGGAAGGUAUGGAACAGUGUCAGGCACUUGGCCUUACAAAAUCAAUUGGUAUUAGCAACUUCUCUUGUAAGAAGCUCCAUGAGAUCCUCGCCUUUGCAAAUAUCCCUCCCGCCGUCAAUCAAGUGGAGAUGAACCCACUUUGGCAACAGAAGAAACUAAGAGAGUACUGCAAGGCAAAGGGGAUCCAUGUCACUGCUUACUCUCCUUUGGGUGCAAAUGGAACUAAAUGGGGAGAUAACAGAGUUGUAGGGUGUAAUGUAUUGGAAGAGAUUGCUAAGGCUAGGGGGAAGACAACUGCUCAGGUCUCUCUAAGAUGGAUUCUUGAGCAAGAGGUGAGCAUGGUAUUCAAGACUUUUAGCAAGGAGAGGAUGAAGGAAAACCUCCAGAUCUUCGAUUGGUCUCUGACGGGGGAGGAGUUAGAUAAGAUCAGUAAGCUCCCACAGCGCAAAAUAGUUCUUUCUGCCUCCAUUUUUGGGCACCAUGAUUUGACGGUGGAGCUUGAUGAAGAGAUAUAAUGACCUAUAGAUGUGGGAUUUUUCAGAUGGAUUUACUGUUUUCCUUGGAAUCAUGUGACUAACCAGGUUAUCAUUCAAACAAAAUUUCAAGGUGUCGGACUAUUUCUUCGUAGAAAUCAAAUUUAGAAUCAUGAUCUUGUCUCUGAAACUGUAACUAUAUAUUUCUUUUUCUUUGUGUGUUUGUUUUGAUUUUUUUUUUUCUUUUUUACUUGUUUUUGGGGGUAGAUACCCGAUUGCCUUUGUUCAAGAGAUAUGAUUCCUCCAAUAAAUCAGUUGUAGUUGUUACCAUCGUGGUUUUAUUGCUAUUAGUCAAUCGGGUUAAUAUCGAUUUCAUUCA
Molecule: messenger RNA, 1303 nt
Organism: Nelumbo nucifera (sacred lotus)
Lineage: Eukaryota; Viridiplantae; Streptophyta; Magnoliopsida; Proteales; Nelumbonaceae
Product: D-galacturonate reductase-like
Molecular function (GO): oxidoreductase activity, acting on the CH-OH group of donors, NAD or NADP as acceptor
Source: RefSeq, a predicted model, not a curated record